This is a messenger RNA of Oikopleura dioica, 756 nucleotides long. The record is from the annotation of a GenBank genome assembly. Lineage: Eukaryota; Metazoa; Chordata; Appendicularia; Copelata; Oikopleuridae.
AUGAGCUCGAUAGGAUCUGGAUAUGAUCUCUCGGCGGACAUGUUCUCCCCUGACGGACGCGUCUUCCAGGUCGAAUAUGCGAUGAAAGCCGUCGAAAAUGGAUCGACAAUUGUCGGCCUUAGAUGCAAGGACGGCGUAGUUCUGGCGACAGAGAAGCUCAUUUCCUCUUCACUCCAUGUCGCUGGUGAUAACAGCCGAAUUUUCAAGAUCGAUGAUCACAUUGGAAUGGCCGCAGCUGGUCUUCUACCCGACGCCCGCUCACUGGCUGAGAUUUUGAGAGACGAAGCCACUAAGUUCCGCCGAGAGUACGGCCGCCCCAUUCCCCUCAAGGUCCUUUGCCACACUGUUGCUAGUUACGUUCAUCAAUACACUCGCCAUUCUUCUAUCCGUCCAUUUGGAUGCACUCUUCUUCUGUCGUCAUUUUAUCAAGGCAAGGCCGAGCUCUGGACGAUCGAUCCCUCCGGAGCAGCCUUUGGCUUCAAAGGUGCCGCAGCUGGCAAGGCAAAGAACAACGCAAAGACUGAAAUCGAAAAGCUCGACCUCGACAAUCUCACCGUCAAAGAAGGCCUCAAAGAAGCUGCUAGAAUUAUUCACUCCGUUCACGAUGAUCUUAAAGACAAAAGCUUCGAGCUGGAGCUGUCCUGGGUAUCAGCCGACAAUCCAAAGCACAACCGCGUUCCCAAGAACGUCGCUGAGGAAGUCGAGGCAGCUGCCAAGGCGGCACUAGAAGAUUCAGACUCCGAAGACGACAUGUAA